Chlorella variabilis is the source of this 792-nucleotide messenger RNA. RefSeq lists its product as hypothetical. The record is from RefSeq and is a predicted model, not a curated record. The coding region runs from base 1 to 792 and encodes 263 amino acids. Lineage: Eukaryota; Viridiplantae; Chlorophyta; Trebouxiophyceae; Chlorellales; Chlorellaceae. The transcript is spliced from 8 exons.
AUGGCCGCAAAGGUGCUCAUCGCCUGCACGUCGGGCACGCAGCUGCUGGAUGGGCGCCCAACAGGGUGCUGGGUCGAGGAGGUGGCCACGCCUUACCUGCUGUGGCGUGAGAAGGGCAUCCAGGUCGAUAUCUGUUCGAUCGCUGGCGGGGCAGUGCCAUGGGAUGCUUCCAGCACCUCGGGCGACUUCUUCACAGCCCAGGCCGCUGCGUUUCUGAACAAUGAGACUGCUGCCAAGCUGAUCAAGGAGACGCCCAGUGUGGAGGAGUUGCUGGCCCGCGGGAUCGACUCCUAUGAUGCCCUGUUCUUGCCAGGAGGACACGGAAUCGCGAUAGAUGGCACGUCUGACAGCCUCAAGCAGCUAGUAGAGCAGUUCUGGGGCGCCGGCAAGGUGGUUGCGGGCUUCUCCAAUACCGAGGAGGUAGCGGUUGGCAAAGACAAGGCAGUGCCGUUCCUGCUGGAAGAUCGCAUGAAGGAGCUGGGUGGAGACUAUGUGCGUGGCCCCGACUGGCACCCUUUCGCAGUUGCAUCUGGUAAGUUGGUGACCGGCCAAAACCCGCAAUCGUCGCAGAGGGUGGCAGAGCUGGUGGUUGAGGCGGUGCUGCCUGCGCUGAAGGAGCCGGUCCACGGCAAAGGCCCGCACGAGGGGUUUCAUCAUAGGGAGAAGCCCCACGAGUCUGACCACUACCACGAUCACCGCGAUGAGCAUGCCCGCCAGGGCGCCCGCCACGACGCGCCAGACCCCGCCAAGGCCCGCAGCUCCUGGCACCAGACCUACCGCCCGCCCAUCUAG